CAAAAAGAAACAAAUCGCUAAACCCACCCUCCUUGUCGUUGAGGUUUCCGUCUUUUUGGCGUGGGUGGGUCCUUUCGCUUUAAGUGAACGUGGGGCAACCUGUCACAGAGCCCGUUUCGCGAAAAUAACCCCCUCCUCCAGCCCACCCGCCCGCGUCCACAGCGGCGUCAUUCUCCAAUUUGCCGCUUUCCGCGCAAGUGGACGACUGCCGGCCGUUUCAGCGGCACUCCGACACCCAGCAACUGCUCGCACGCCAUGGGCCACAGCAACUCAAUGAGCCCUGCUAAGAGCGGCAGCGGCGGGGUCCCCUCCCCCAUUACGCCGCCGCAGCGCGACGCCAACCUCGAUGGAUCGGACCUCGCGGCGUUGGAGAAGCCCGUUCACCACGACAACCCUGUCGAACCAGUGCGCGUGAAGCUGCAGGACCCGGUCGGAUACCCGUCGGACUCGCUCUGGUCCUCGGAAGGGCUCAAAUCGCGCUCCUCACUACUCUUCUCCGCCUCUCAGGCGCUGAGCGAGCGACCGGCCAGCUUUGCGCUGCGUGCCCCGCGUCUGCAAUCCAAGACGGACUCGCGCUCCGUGCCCAGCGCUCAGACCACGCCGCCCAGCGAGUCGGAUGAAGGCGAGGCGGCGGUGGACAACCAGACGGAAGACGAAGGCCAACACGAUGCCCCAUCUGAGAACGCCGGAAAGCUGCCGGCAUCAUGGGGAACGACAACACAGAAACAGUCGAGCAAGGUACCUGUUUCUUUCCUAUGGGAUUCCAGCGAGCCAAUGACUCUGACACAAUGGGUUGACUUGUUUGCUUGUGCAGGAGAAUCAAUCGACGGACAACCAAGAGCCUGAGUCGCAUGCGCUGCCACUCAAUCUCCUCCAGGAUCACGAACAUGCUCCUCUGUCUCGAAGCGCUGAGCCCCGCGGGGUGGAUAUCUGGACGAACCCUCACAACGACUUCGAAGAUGGUGACUUCACGUCGUCGGUGAGCCCCACCACGUCGCCUGUCAAGCAAAGUUUUCCACGCUCGAGUGCACCCACCUCCAGGCCCAUCCCGAACGGAUCGUCUCGUGGCGACAGCAAGACUGUCGGAUGUCGAGUUCCUCCUGGAAUGUCCUUGAUCGACCGAAUUCAAGAGGACUUCCCCCGUACGCCUUCACCAGAGUACGGACCGUUUGAGGGCGAUCGUUUGCCUGCUCGCAGGCCUUCAUUUGGUGGAAGAGAUCAGCAGAUGCACUCGGUGUUCGGCAUCGACGAAGGAAUGGGGCAGCUCAGACUCGGCAAUUAUCACUCAGCUACGCCCUACGAACCUGCCUGUCGUUCUGGCCACGACUUCGAAGGUUUACCUCGGAUGCCGCAGCACACUAAUGGUGCCAGACUUUCUGGAAUGAAUGGCCACCGACACACAUUCGGCAGGAGCACCAGCGAGCCUCCUUUUGGUGGCACUUACCAUGGAGCUAUGGCACAAGGCUAUAUGUCACCGUACGCCAUGACUGCCCAAGGUGUUCAGGGCUUCCCUGUAAUGAUGGGUGCCGGCAAGUCGCGGUGGGCCGCAAACGAAGACGCCUACUCGUUCACAGCCUCGCCUUUCGGGUUUGCGCCAGCGGACUUCGCAACUUUGCAUCCUAGUCACAACCCAGCCAUGUCAGGUUUCCCUCUUGGCUAUGCUGGCGAAUACCGCGGUAUGAAACCCGUUGACAAGAUGUUCAAAGCUCGGCCGUCGUACCCCGUGGUUGACCACCUACAGUACGAGCGUCAUGACUUCGGAGGCUACGCGCCUCGUCCGCAGAUGCUGCACAGGCCUAAGGUCGGAGGAUCUCGACGAAGCGAAUUCGAGUACUUUCACCCGAUCGCUCAUUCGUACUCAUCCAACAGUCUUCUGGAGGAAUUUAACUCGGCGCCCAAGUCGGAGAAAUGGGGAUUGUCCACCAUCAAAGGGCACCUCUUCAUCUUCGCGAAAGAUCAGACAGGAUCGCGAUUUAUCCAGCAGAAGCUGGAGAAGGCAGACGAACGCACUAAGGCCGACGCGUUCAACGAGAUCUUCCCAAACUCGCUUUUGUUGAUGACGGACGUGUUUGGCAACUAUGUGAUCCAGAAAUUUCUCGAGUAUGGAUCACUGGAACAGCAGCAGAUGCUGGUGGAGCUGAUGACGAGCAACAUGAUCAGUCUGGCACUGCAAGUGUACGGGUGCCGCGUGAUUCAGCGUGCUCUGGAAGUGACUCAAGUCGAAGAGCAACUCGCGCUGAUCCGGCAGCUAAAGGGCCACGUGAUGAAGUGUGUCACUGACCAGAACGGCAAUCACGUGCUGCAGAAGUGCAUUGAGGCGGCAUCCUGGAAGAGAGCGGUCGAAUGCAACGGGUUGGGACCCCAGCGUUUCGUGACGGGGGAGGAUAUCCAGUUCAUUAUCGACAGCUUCGUCGGCCAGGCCGCGUCUCUCUCCACGCAUUCGUACGGAUGCCGUGUGAUUCAGCGCGUGUUGGAGCAUUGUGCGCCGAACCAAAUUCGCCCGCUGCUGAAUGAGAUCAUUUACAAGUGUCGCGAGCUUGUGAAAGACCAGUUUGGGAACUACGUCGUGCAGCACGUUAUCAGCCACGGCGAGCCGGACCAGCGCAACAUUGUCAUGCAAGCAGUACUUCCUGAGAUCGCUCGCUGGAGCCAGCACAAGUACGCGAGCAACGUCGUGGAAUCCUGCUUGGAACAUGCGACGAAGGAGGAGAUCAGCCAGAUUGUCGACUUCAUCCUUCAGUGUGACGAAAGUGGCGCGUCCUGUGCACUUCUUCCCAUGAUGAAACACAUGUAUGGCAACUACGUGGUGCAGAAAUUGCUGGAGCGUGCGGAUGACCACGACCGCCAUCGCAUUGUAUGUAUUAUUCGACACAACGAGGACUAUUUGAAGCGCUUCACGUUCGGGAAGCACGUUUUGAGCCGGCUGGAGCGCGAGGAGCAGGUGAACUACUAUUGAGCAGACAGCUCUGGAGACCACCCCGCUACCGCACUAGCGGCUUUGAAGCAGGCGAGGCACCAACACAGCAGCCUUCAACAUGCUUCUGCGCUUCCUGCCCGCCUACACUACCUAUAUAAAUAUUUUGCGGCGCAACGACAAGCUGAUCGUUCUCCACGCGCCUUGAGUUCAAGACAAGCUGCAACCACAAGCAGCAUUAUGACCGAAACCAAGUUUGAGCGUACGAUACACGGGCCACCAUACCAAAAACUAAUAAACAGGUUCAAUAAAUUGGUUCCAUUUUGAAUCGAAGGCUUUUCACCUUAGCAUGGAUUUACACAGCAAGGCCUU
Phytophthora nicotianae INRA-310 is the source of this 3286-nucleotide messenger RNA. RefSeq lists its product as hypothetical. The coding region runs from base 1106 to 2956 and encodes 616 amino acids. The transcript is spliced from 2 exons. Gene Ontology annotation, cellular component: cytoplasm. NCBI's taxonomy places the organism in Eukaryota, Oomycota, Peronosporomycetes, Peronosporales, Peronosporaceae. Gene Ontology annotation, molecular function: mRNA binding. Gene Ontology annotation, biological process: post-transcriptional regulation of gene expression. The record is from RefSeq and is a predicted model, not a curated record.